AUGCUCGAGGAUGAGAGGGUCGUUCACGUUAGAGGUACACCAGCUUCUGGGAAGAGCACGCUUGCUCAUCUUCUCUACUUGCAUUAUCAGAAGCAGAAUACUGCCUCAGUAAUAAUCCGAUCUUGGCCGAACGGUGAUGGGGUGUACGCAGACGACCGUCUUAUUCGUUAUGCUCAGAGUGCAGGGUACAGUUUCAUAACUUCGACGAACCUUUAUGAUGCAGAUAUUGUCUGGAUUAUCGACGAGGCGCAGAUGUCAUACGACGAUGACGCACUCUGGCUGGGAUUUAUCAAGUUUCAACAUGGCCGCUCCUCGUGGGGGCCGAGAAUCUGUGUCUUCAGUUCAUACGGUAGUCCGACCGGAGGUCCCCAAGACUUCAGCGUUGGGAGCCCUCUCGCGUACCUGGGUGUUCAGCAGCGAAUAUCAAUUACACCUUCCAGAAUCCAGGGCUCGCCUUCCAUAGCGCUUUUCUAUUCUCACGUCGAAUUCGACGACGUGUUACAUCGGAUCUGUAAUGACUACAAGUCCCCCCUGCCUCUUGAUCCUGAUGCAGCCGACUAUAUCUUCAGUCUUACCAGCGGCCAUCCAGGGGCUGUGAAUGGUAUUCUAUCAAUGCUCAAAAAGGUGUAUCGGUCAGAUUUAAAGCACCAGAAAAUUCAGGUGGUGGAGAAAGCUCAUAUCAUCGAGAUACUAAACGAUGAAGAGAAGUCAUUCCAGUAUCUUGCUCAAACAGGUGUUCAAAGGUCAUUUGUGAACGGAGAGGUCGCGCCGCAGACACUCGCUGUCCUCCGAGAAGUUCUUUUCAACAACAGCAUACCUCGAAACUUGGAGAAUAAAGGUAUUCGAGAAUGUUAUGAGAAGGGUUGGCUUCAUGCAGAGUCAUUAGAUGCUAAUGCUACCCAUAUUUUUUGUGUCUUUCCAACACGUCUACAUGCCAAAUAUGUGGAACACUAUUAUACCAAUUCGUCUGUUCCCUUUCCCAUUGAGCGGUUCCCUACUGUCGAGAGACUCGCCGAAGCUACACUACGGAAAAUUUCAUCGAGACAGCUUUCUUCUACCGCUGGUCUUGGCACUGGAGCAAUCAUCCGACCAGUGGAGGCAGCUUAUCAGGAUGAGUUUUAUCGCGCAUUACACACGGUCCUUGGUUUCUCUGCUAAAAUCUCAAGUGAAUGGUCAGGAGAUGGGAGUGGGAGGAUCGACUUCCGACUGCCAGAGGUUCAAUGGGGUAUAGAACUAUUACGCGAGGGUGAUAGACUGGGAGAGCACUGUCAGCGAUUCGUGGGCAAUGGAUGUUAUACACAGUGGAUCCAGAAGGGCUGGCUCAAGGAUUGGCUCAUCAUUGACUGCCGUACCUGGAUUCCUCGGCCAUAUGAUGUCCCUGGUACUAAGCUUUGGCGAGCUGUUUUUGCGAAUGACUUUUCUUCUGUUGAGGUUUUAGACUCCUCUAACAGACCACUCAUUUCCCGCUUUGCGUUGAUGUCAUAA
Molecule: messenger RNA, 1485 nt
Organism: Rasamsonia emersonii CBS 393.64
Lineage: Eukaryota; Fungi; Ascomycota; Eurotiomycetes; Eurotiales; Trichocomaceae
Exons: 4
Coding region: 1-1485 (494 amino acids)
Source: RefSeq, a predicted model, not a curated record